AUGGAUGGAACAAAGGAUUUUCCUUGGGAAAUACGAGAUGUGGAGCCAAAGUUGGCUGAUGUACUCGGAAAAUACUUUAAAAACAAACACACAAACUAUGUCCGAGUGGGACCCAAGGGCUACUUUUUCCCGAAAACCUACAUCGCUGAGGCUGCGAACAUAUACAACAUGCCGAUAAGAACCAGUGACGUCUUCGUCGCCAGCUACCCUAGAUCAGGUUCGACGUGGACUCGAGAGCUCGUUUGGAUCGUGGCCAACGACUGGAACUUCGCCAAGUCGGAGACGGUCCCCCUGGUCGGAAGGUUCAUGUUUCUGGAGUUUCCCACGCUUGUCCAUCCUUCGCUGCGGAACAAAAUCUUAAACGAUACAGACGACGCUGCGAAGAUCAAACUUCUAGAAACUAUUACCUUACCGGGAACUGUCAGGCUAGCUACCGCAGAGUCACCACGGUUCAUUUACACUCAUCUUCCACUGUCGCUGCUUCCACCAUCAUUGCUCGACAAUGCUAAAGUGGUGUAUGUAGCACGGGAUCCCAGGGAUGUAGCGGUGUCAUUCCACCACAUGAACAGACUCCACAGGUUGCUCGGAUACGUUGGAGACUUCAAAACUUUCUGGAACCUCUUCAUCAGCAACUCUAUUUAUUGGACGCCGUACUUCGAUAAUAUUAAGGAAGCCUGGGCAGCAAGGCAUAAUUCGAACAUGCUAUUUCUUUUCUACGAAGACAUGUCUAAGGACUUACCUUCAGUCAUCCGUCACGUAGCUUCAUUCCUCAAGAAGCCGUGCUCGGAGGAGUUGGUUACACGCCUCAAUCAACACCUGAGCAUCGACAGCUUUAGGAGCAAUAAGGCCGUCAACUAUGAUGUCAUGGACGAACUAGGCUUGCUGAACCCGGGGGAACAACCCUAUAUUAGGAAAGGCAAGACAGGGGGCUGGCGUGACUACUUCGACGACGAGAUGACGCAGCAAUCGGAGACGUGGAUAGAGAACAACCUCAGGGACACAGACCUACGCUUUCCAAGCAUAAAAUAUUAAUAAAUAUUACAGUGUUUAGUUAUAACUUUAUGAUGUAUGCACAAAUUCAAUAAAAGGAUAACGAU
Molecule: messenger RNA, 1097 nt
Organism: Helicoverpa zea (corn earworm)
Lineage: Eukaryota; Metazoa; Arthropoda; Insecta; Lepidoptera; Noctuidae
Product: sulfotransferase 1C4-like
Exons: 7
Coding region: 1-1032 (343 amino acids)
Biological process (GO): sulfation
Cellular component (GO): cytoplasm
Molecular function (GO): sulfotransferase activity
Source: RefSeq, a predicted model, not a curated record